This is a messenger RNA of Pogona vitticeps (central bearded dragon), 1253 nucleotides long. RefSeq names its product coiled-coil domain containing 89 (gene CCDC89). Lineage: Eukaryota; Metazoa; Chordata; Lepidosauria; Squamata; Agamidae. The record is from RefSeq and is a predicted model, not a curated record.
AUCAAGAAAGGACAGAUCCUUGAUAUGCCUCAGGAUGAGAAGGAUCCAGGGAUGGCCUUUCCGUACCCAAUCCCAAAAGAUGGGGAAGGAAGUACAGAAUGGACUAUGGGAGAACCCUUUGAGUCUCUGGAGAAGCUGCAGGGCCUCUCUGAAGGGGAAAAAGGGGAGAAGGCGUUGUUGCGUUCACGCAUCCAUGAGCAGUCUCAACUGAUCUGUAUCCUGAAGAAGCGAGCAGAUGAUCAUCUCUUGCGUUGCAAGGCCCUGGAGCAGCUCAAUGUGGAGCUAGAGGAGAUGAGGAUGGCAGAUGCUCUAAGACUAGAGACUCAGACACGGCGUAUCCAGCAGCUAGAAGAGCGCUUCAUGGACCUGGCGGCCAACCAUGAGGAUAUGAUCCAUUUCAAGGAUGAGCACAAGCGGCAGAACAUGCAGCUGAGAGAAGAGAACCAGCAACUGCGUCUUGAGAACCAAAGUCUCUUCAGUCGGCCUUUGAAAGAGAAAGAAGCAGAGCUGGCUCAGCUUGCGGUACAGUUUAAGAAACUUUCCAAGGAAAUGGUCGCCUUGAAGGAACGUUGCAAACAAGAUAGCCAUCGUGCUCAAGAGCGGGAGAAGGAGCUUCUGGAAGCCCAAAGCAAGCAAGCCAAAGCUCACGCUGAGGAGACAAAAGCACUGAGAAGCCAACUGGAUAUCCUGCAAGAAAAAUGCUCCCAUGUUACUGAGCAACUGGAAGAAGCACAGAAGCAGCUGAAAGAAGCAGACGGCAGCCUGCAAGCCAAGCUUGAGAAGCUGACCAAGGAGAAAGAAGAGUUGCUCAACCUGGCCAUGGAUCGAGGCAAAGCCCUGCAGGAAAGGCAGUGGGAGAUAGUGCAGCUAGAGAAGAAGGCAGAAGAUAUGGAGAAAGCCAAACAGGCUGCUGAGCUGCGCUUUGAAACAGAGGCUGCUGCCGUGGACAGUAACCUCCGGGUUCGGGACCUCCAACGGCGGAUGCACGGAGCAGAGCUAGCAUACACAGAGCUCCAGAUGCAUUUCGAAGCUUACAAGAAGCACAGCAUGGAGUUGCUUACUAAAGAGAAAGAAUUAAAUGCCAAACUGCGCCAUUUUAUGGCGUAAUGUGUUUUUUCCAUCUACUGAGCUUUGGGGUUAGCAGAAAUGUUUAACAGCCUUCAAAAGAAGAAAAUAAAAUGGUUUACUAGAUACAGUAAUUUUUAAUUGCAACUACCAAUUCCCACAUCCUGUGUUCUGUGUUAUAAAGGCAG